Molecule: messenger RNA, 2227 nt
Organism: Dimorphilus gyrociliatus
Lineage: Eukaryota; Metazoa; Annelida; Polychaeta; Dinophilidae
Source: the annotation of a GenBank genome assembly
AUCCGGAAGCACGUGACCUAGAGUAUCUGUCAUGGCGGCCGCUAUGUAGAAGAAAAACGAAGAAAAGGAUGGAAGAAGGCGCUGCUUUUCAUAACGCGGCCGAAAUCGGCAACAACAUGAACAUGCAAGGUUCAUCAAUUGGCCGAAAAGUGGAGGAAGUAAAUCAACGAGCUCAGUAUUCAAUGCCAGGGAUUCUGCACUUUCUUGAAACUGAAUGGGCAAAAUUCCAGAUGGAGAGAGCUGAAUGGGAAGUUGAGAGAGCCGAAUUACAGGCUAGAAUAGCCUUUCUCCAAGGCGAAAGAAAAGGGCAAGAGAAUCUUAAACAAGAUCUAGUUAGACGUAUCAAAAUGUUGGAGUACGCUUUAAAGCAAGAACGCACCAAAAUGCAAAAAAUGAAAAUGGCGAAUUCUGUCAGUUCCCCGCCGACAACCUCUGAAUUUAAAGACGACGAGGAGCGUCCGUCUUCAGAAACCACUCAGUCAACCAACAGCGCUAGCUGGCGGCAAGGGCGUCACCUUUUACGGCAAUACUUACAAGAAAUUGGUUAUGCCGAGACAAUAAUUAAUGUAAGAUCAGCAAGAGUUAGGCAAAUGUUAGAUCUAGAUCGGCCUGUAAACGGUUCUCGGGGGAAAAUGCUAACAGAGAAAGCUCUGUACGAAGCCGAGGCGUCUGUUAUAGCCACAAUGGACUUUCUACAGAGUAAUCAUGAUGAUGCCGUUUUCAAUCCUGAUGCUAGUGACGAAGAGGAAGAUAUAUCUGAUCGUGUUAAAUCCAGGAAGGAUACUGAUUCAGAGGCUAGUGUUAUUAAACAAUUUGAGGAGAUGUUAGAAACAGCUGAUGCAGACGAUUCGACUAAAGAAGACUGGGAAGUCGAUGAGCCAUACCUAAAACGUUUACAAGAAGAGUUUAAAAAAGACCAAAGAGGUAAAAAGCCCUCAGCACGCCCUACCCGACAAUCUCUUAAUAAUAUGCUGAAAAGCUUGGAAGGGCAUACAGAGGAGGAGGAGGAGGAGGAAAGCAACACAAAUGAAUCAAAUAAAGCAUUGACCGGUGCGGAUUUAGUGUUAGGCGAACUAAAAGACUUGACCGUUAGUAAUAUAUGCGAGGAAGAGUCUCAUGUCUCGUCGGUUGUCGAACCGAAUAGGAAAACGUGGCAAGCCAAAUAUAUGCUUCGAUCACAUUUUGAUGCGAUUAGAUCAUUGGCUUUCUUCUCUAAUGAUGACGUACUUGUAACCGGUGGGGAAGACCAUACAUUAAAGUUAUGGAAUGUUCAGAGAAACUUGAGAACAUCGCCUGGCAAGAAAGCUAUUGCCGCGAUGGAUAUUGAACCAGUUUAUACCUUUAGGGGACAUCGAAGUCCUGUAAUCAAAGUGGCGCUAUCUGAAAAUAGCGAAUACGUAUACAGCAGUAGUUUAGACGGCGAAAUCCGGAUUUGGAAGACACCCUUAAUCUCGAUCGAUCCAUACGAAUUAUAUGAUAGUUCAACUAACGCACAUGUCAUAAAUAAGCACACUGAUGCUGUCUGGGGUUUGGCAUCAAGAGACGACUUUUUUAUAUCAGCAUCAUCCGAUUCAACUGUAGGAAUAUGGAAAGAUGAUGCUUCACUACAACGAACCAUCAAUUUUCCAAUAGAAUAUGGAAUACCAACCUGCGUAGAUAUUCUAAAGGCUAAUAACAAUCAGGUAUUGGUUAGCUGUUCAGAACCAAAUCCAACAGCUGCCAUUAUCUACGAUAUAGAAACGGGAGAAAGUAUUACAAGGCUCGAUAUUCCCGAUUCAAAAGUUGGUCGUGUUAACUCUGUUGCGGCUCACCCUAGUUCGAGUUUGGUCAUUACAGCUCAUGACGAUCGACAAUUACGUUUCUUUGACACUCAAUCCGGUAAAAUGAUACAUUCGAUGAUUGCCCAUUUGGACUGCAUCACAUCGGUCGGUAUCGAUCCGUCCGGUUUGUACUGCGUAUCCGGAAGUCAUGAUGCCUCCUUAAGAAUAUGGAGUAUAGAAACAAGACAAUGUAUUCAAGAGAUUACGGCUCACAGAAAAAAAUUUGACGAAGCCAUUCUGGACGUUGCUUUCCACCCAAAUAAGCCGCUUAUCGCUUCGGCGGGCGCCGAUGCUUUGGCUAAAGUUUUUAUAUAAUAUCGUAUUCACACGAUUAACGAACAUCAUGAUUUAUAUAAAUAUAUAUAUACAUAUAUAUGUAUAUAUAUAUAUGUAUAUGCAUAUAUAGU